AUGGUAUUAUACCAUGAUAAACAUUUUGAACUAGAUGAUCCGAUACCAUUACCUACAGAACUGAACACUCCCGUAUGGGUAAUCGAACAAACAGGUGAAUGGUUCACUAACUAUGAAGAAUAUGAUAAGAGAAUGACGUUCUAUAAGCAACCGUUAUUUACUUGUGAAAUUACAGGGCGUUCUCACAUGACCUAUUUUGAAGCCAAGGCUAGUGAAGAACGUCAAACUAAACAUUUCAUGGAUCAAUUCCCUUCUUUUUUGAAAUCUCCUAUUGCCAAUUGGAUCAAUGGCAGCCAUUUUACUGAUAUUGAGAAACUAAUUGAGAUUAUUUUAUUGAAAUGCAACAAGGAUUUCUUUGUUGGUGAGAAAGUGAAUUUGAUUAAACGAAUCAAUAAUGAUGGAAUCAUGGGAAGUGAUAUUGAUGAUAAAUAUUCACGUUCUUACCUGAUUAAAAGUAAGGAGGUAUUUGAGGAAAUAGUUGAUCCUGGUUCUAAGGAAACUAUUAUUCCAGGUUAUUCUAAAUACUUGAUCUCGUCACGUCCCAUAGAACAACGAAAACAAUAUAAUUUAUUGGUAGAUCAUACCCAAAUCAGUAGAAAAAGACCACUCAUAUCGCCUCAUUUAUUAAAAUGUUUUGUCAAUAUUAUAUCGACACGGAAACACUUGAAUGAUGCUGACGAAAACAUACUAUUAUUUUCUGUUAAAAGUGAAUAUCGUUUGGCAUAUGGUGUCAAUAGCAACGAUGACUUAGGUUUAACACAAUUGGACCUAGACGAAGAACAUAGACGCUUGAAAGAUAAUGGUUCAUACCCCUCCACAAAUGAGCAGUCUGAUCAACAGGGUGAUGUUACGCCAAUAAAUGCCAACUUCAUGGAACGAGUGCAAUCUGAGGAAGACCUUCCUCUUUCUCAAGUUCUUCUAUCAAGAAAACGUCCACAUUCGGAUGUCUCCACCGAAGCUACACCAACUCCAUCCCCAACUGUUGAUUUGAGUAGGAGAAACGUUACCUCAGCUGUUGAAGCUUUAUCAGAAAAGUCAAACGCAUUCGAUAACUUGGUGAAAAGACCAAACUUAGAUGAACUAUCUGCUAUGGUCAAUCAGGUUGAAAAGAACAAAAAAUUACAAAAGAUGCUUCCUAAUAUACGAAAUUUUAUGGAUGAUUUGGAGUUGCCAUAUUUAGGCCCACCAAAAUUCUUUCAAAAAUUAUACCACUUUUCCACUAAAAAUUUUGAAUAUAUUCCUGUAUCUGCCACUUCAGAUAAAAAAUUCGAACACGAUGAUAAUGGAGUAGUAGGAAAAUUAUUGCAAGUUUAUGAGUUUGUAAUACAUUUUGGCCACAUUUUAAAAUUGUCUCCCUUCAGUCUUGAUGACUUGAUUACAUCAAUGAAAUGUACGGAUAUGAUGGAAUUGAAUGGUGAACUUGUCACGAUAAGUAUUGGAGAAGACAAAGAUUUGCCUGUUGCUGGCCCUGCUAAUAGAAGUCAGGAAGCACCAAUUCAGUAUAGUGAAUGGAAGAGGAAUCCGAAAAUGAGGAAUUUAAUUAAAAGGAAAUGUACAUCUAUUGUAAAAUAUGAUAUUCUUAUUAAUGACGCUCCAAGAACUGAUGAAUUUCUGGAAAAUAUUAAGGAGUACGGUGCUCAAUUAAUUGUUGAGGUUUUUAUUCGGUUGUUAAGCAUGAUUAUUGAUGAAAAAGGGAACUGGAGAUGUAAUGUCGUACCUGAAUGGGUUGAAGAUGAAAAUAUUGAUGAAAGUUUGAAUAAGCAAAGACAACAAGAAAUUGAUACGAUUGAUGAACCAUUAAAUAAAGUCUUAAAUUAUAGAAACACAAACUGGGCAGACAGGUUACAAAAGAGACAAUUUAAUGAUGGUUAUUGGUUAAUUAUCCUUUUAGGUGUUUUACAGGACAGUAUGCAUAUUUCAAUGUAUACAGAUAUUGUACAAGCCUUUACUAAAAAAAUUAUUCCACCAGCAAUAUCAGUGGCAAUUCUUAACAAACAAUUGUAUAAGAAUUUUUGUUUUAACUUCACAAUAAAGGAAAAAAUUGAGAUUCUUUGGGUGUUGACAGAUAUCGUUGAGUCAUUUUCAAUGGAUAUUAAGAAGGCAGUCGAUUCCUCUCAAGGAUUAUGCAAUGAAUUGCGCUAUGAAAAAUUGAGAAUAUCAAAAGAGCUUGUCGAACAAUCGAAUAGGCUUACCUAUGCUCGUAUGGCAUUUGAUCAACUGGAACGAACCGUUAGCCAGAAAGCAAAGGAACCAAAAGAAAGUGAACAAAUCAAUAACUCGGCAACACCAGUAAUUAUUGAUAAUAAUGGUAAGUCAGCAGCAGAAAGUGCACCAAUUAAUGUCCAAGAGGAAGAUCCUGAGUCCCUUCUGCAAGAAAAAGAAGAGCAAAUUCUCGCAUUGCAAUCGACCAUCAAGAAAUUGGAAUGGGAUCAAAUAUAUCUGGAACAAUCAAUAAAAGAACAAGACCUUGGCUCAUUAAAGCCGUUGGGCAUGGAUCGAUAUGGGAAUAACUAUUAUUGGCUGGAGUAUAAUGGUAUUUCUAAUUCAAAUUUAGAAAGUCCCCGGUAUUACUCUGGAAGAAUAUGGGUUCGUGGUCCCUCUCGUGAAAGUGCCAAAUAUUUCCUGAAAAUCACAGAUAAAGAUAUAGAUAGGUGGUUUGAGGUAGCAAAGGAAAAUGGGGCUACUGAGGCGACAAAAACUGUCUUUAAUAUAUAUCAAUCUGAAUCUGGCGCAUUUUACCAGAAAAUGGGAGAUGAUAUUGAGGUUGAACUGUUAACUAAAGAUAAAAGAGUAUCCACAAGUUCCGUGACUCUGACACCUCUGCAGAAGAAAAUUAUUGAUGAGACUCCUCAAAAACUUUUGAUUUCAGACAAACAGUGGUAUUGUUUUGAUACAUUGGUAGAUGUCAGAGGCCUACUUGAUUGGUUGGAUCAAUGGGGCAACAGAGAAUCUAAGUUGCUUCAUAAUUUAAUACAGAUACAUCAGUCGUUGGGAGAUUUAUACUCGAAAAGAGAAAAUAUUUUGGGUUCAAGUCAUUUUGAUGCUGUAGAAAGCCGAUUGUUAAAAGAGUUGAAUCAAUUUGAGUUCUCAUCUUCAGAAAUAACUUCGUUCAUUGAGAACUUAGAAGAUCAGGGCGAUUCGGAUUCGAAAAGCAGAGAAAAGAGUGAUGAGAUUUCUAGCAAUGUUAAAAGGAGUAAAGAAGAGCUUGAAAAUACCGCUCGAGAGAUAGUGAAGCUAAAUGAUUGUAAACUAACAAGAAAUAUACUUGUUAGAGUACAGAAAUUGGAAAAUAAACGUGAGAUGCAAUUGAAAGAUCAGCAAAGACUACUAAAAUAUUAUAUUGAGGAUUUAUCUAUCCCAAACGAGGAAAGUGACGAAGCUAACCAGUUUAUAUUCUACAAGAAGUUAAGGAAUCAAAGGAAAAUACUCACUGAUUUAUUAAAUCACAGACACUUCAGAGCCAUUGGUGACGUUCUUGAAUGGAAAAAUGAUGCACUAACGUCUGAUGAGGGAAAUCUAAGCAUUGAAGAACGCGCUCAGAAUAAAUUGAAAGAAAUUAAAGAGACUAUCUCCAACUACUAA
This is a messenger RNA of Naumovozyma castellii, 3582 nucleotides long. RefSeq lists its product as uncharacterized. The record is from RefSeq and is a predicted model, not a curated record. The transcript has a single exon. NCBI's taxonomy places the organism in Eukaryota, Fungi, Ascomycota, Saccharomycetes, Saccharomycetales, Saccharomycetaceae. Bases 1 to 3582 code for a protein of 1193 amino acids.